AUGCCGCCCUGGCUGCUCGGCAGCCUCUGCUGCGUGCUGGCGGCGCGGGCGGCGCUGGGCGGCGGCCCCGCGGGCGCGGAGGAGGAGGCGGAGGAGAAGCUGAUCCGGGUGCUGGUGCUGCUGCCGCAGGACGACGCCUACCUCUUCUCGCUGGGGCGGGUGCGGCCGGCCAUCGAGUACGCGGUGCGGAGCCUGCGGGAGAGCGGCGCGGGUCUGCCGCCCGGCUACGCCUUCCAGCUCACCUACGAGGACUCGGCGUGCGGCAACCGCGCCCUGUUCAGCCUGGUGGACAUGGUGGCCCUGCAGCGCCGCCGCCCCGACCUGCUGCUGGGGCCGGUGUGCGAGUACGCGGCGGCGCCGGUGGCGCGGCUGGCCGCGCACUGGGACGUGCCGAUGCUGUCGGCGGGCGCGCUGGCCGCCGGCUUCGGCGCCAAGGGCGGCGAGUACUCGCACCUCACCCGCGUCGCGCCCGCCUACGCCAAGAUGGGAGAGAUGCUGCUGGCCCUCUUCCGCCACCACCAGUGGAACCGGGCCACGCUACUCUACAGCGACAGCAACCCCGAGCGCAGCUGCUUCUUCGCUAUGGAGGGCGUCCAUGUGGUCUUCCAGGAGGAGGCCUUCCACAUGGCCGUGCACAGCUUCGACGAGACCAGCAGGCACCUCGACAUCGACGACGUCGUCCGCGCCCUGCAGACGGGCGAGAGGGUUGUAAUCAUGUGUGCCAGUGGUGACACUAUCAGGAACAUCAUGUUGGCUGCUCAUCGACAAGGAAUGACCAACGGGGACUAUGCUUUCUUCAAUAUUGAGCUCUUCAACAGCUCGUCAUAUGGAAAUGGUUCUUGGAAAAGAGGAGACAAACAUGACCUUGAAGCCAAGAAAGCAUACUCAUACCUCCAAACUGUCACUCUGCUGAGGACUGUGAAGCCUGAGUUUGAGAAGUUCUCCCUGGAGGUGAAAAGUUCUGUUCAGAAGCAAGGUCUUCAUGAAGAUGACUAUGUGAACAUGUUUGUGGAAGGAUUCCAUGAUGCCAUCCUUCUUUAUGCUCUAGCAUUACAGGAAGUGCUGAAGAUUGGUUUCAGUAAGAAAGAUGGGGAAAAAAUAGUUCAACAAACAAGGAACAGAACAUACGAAGGCAUUGCAGGGCAGGUGUCCAUUGAUGCAAAUGGAGACAGAUAUGGGGAUUUCUCUGUGAUUGGAAUGACAGACCCGGAGGCAGGCACACAGGAGGUGAUCGGGGACUACUAUGGAAAGCAGGGACGAUUUGAAAUCCGAUCGAAUGUGAAAUACCCGUGGAACCACGGCAGGCUGCGGCUAGAUGAAAGCCGAAUUUCAGAGCACACAAACAAUACACCGUGUAAAUCAUCAGGUGGUCUAGGAGAAUCAGCAGUUACAGGAAUAGUUGUGGGCGCCUUGCUUGGAGCAGGACUGCUAAUGGCUUUUUACUUCUUCAGAAAGAAAUACAGAAUAACUAUUGAGAGACGAACUCGACAGGAGGACUGUAACAUGGGGAAACAUCGGCAGUUACGUGAAGAUUCCAUUAGGUCUCAUUUUUCUGCUGCAUAAAGAAGAAGAUGAAAAAGAAUCCCAUUCUUCCUAGGGAAAAGAAAGAAUUAGAUAAAAGGACACAACCAAAGACAUCAGUGUAAAAAGAAGAGGCUCUUGAAGAA
Molecule: messenger RNA, 1667 nt
Organism: Cinclus cinclus
Lineage: Eukaryota; Metazoa; Chordata; Aves; Passeriformes; Cinclidae
Gene: NPR3
Product: natriuretic peptide receptor 3
Exons: 8
Coding region: 1-1563 (520 amino acids)
Biological process (GO): regulation of blood pressure; vasodilation
Cellular component (GO): membrane
Molecular function (GO): natriuretic peptide receptor activity; peptide hormone binding
Source: RefSeq, a predicted model, not a curated record